Lachancea thermotolerans CBS 6340 is the source of this 1572-nucleotide messenger RNA. It is a transcript of the gene PGS1, whose product is annotated as CDP-diacylglycerol--glycerol-3-phosphate 3-phosphatidyltransferase. The coding region runs from base 1 to 1572 and encodes 523 amino acids. Gene Ontology annotation, cellular component: mitochondrion. The record is from RefSeq and is a predicted model, not a curated record. Gene Ontology annotation, biological process: cardiolipin biosynthetic process. The transcript has a single exon. Gene Ontology annotation, molecular function: CDP-diacylglycerol-glycerol-3-phosphate 3-phosphatidyltransferase activity. NCBI's taxonomy places the organism in Eukaryota, Fungi, Ascomycota, Saccharomycetes, Saccharomycetales, Saccharomycetaceae.
AUGAGGCCCGCAACUCUUCAAAAGCAAGGAAUAUUUGCAGGCAGUUUUUGGCGUUCUCUCAGACUUCACACUACUAGUGUGGAAAGCAUGAAAAACAGUCAGAAAGCUGCUCAAUCUCGCAGAGUCUCAUACACGGAUGAGGUCAAACAGCAGCUGUCUAAGUUAAAUGCUUGCUUCUUCUUCAGAAAGGGCGAGAUCAAAAUUUUGGACACUCCAAGUUGUUUCUAUAACACCCUGAAACAGAAGAUAUCAGUUGCAAAGGAUAGGAUAUUUUUGGCCUCCCUUUACAUUGGGACCUCUGAAAGAGAACUUAUUAAGUGCAUUUCCGAUGCCCUUGACCGCAACGCCAGUUUGAAAGUCUAUUUUUUGGUAGAUGGAUUGCGAGGUACUAGGGAGGCUCCAAAGAGCUGCUCUGCCUCUUUGUUGUCAGAAUUGCUUAGAAGCCAUAAGGAUCGGGUCGACAUACGCUUGUACCGGACACCUGACUUGACGCCGUUUAAGGAAGCGGUGAUACCUCGGAGAUUUAAUGAAGGAAUUGGGCUCCAGCACAUGAAGAUCUACGGAGUCGAUGACGAGGUUAUCCUUUCCGGUGCCAACUUAUCCAACGACUAUUUUUCAAAUCGACAGGAUCGAUAUUAUUUGUUCAAAUCACGCAAGCUCGCUAGUUACUAUUUCAAACUACACCAGCUAGUGAGCAGCAUGAGUUACCAGGUACAUUAUUCUGAAGCUGUCCAAAAAUACAAAAUGAUCUGGCCGCACGACAAUAUCGCCGUCGACCCUCGAGCCGACAAGGCAAGUUUUCUUAAAGUUUGCUCAAGCACCCUGAAAACGUUCUUGACAGAUCCAGUGGACGAAACUGCUGAUUAUGAAGCCUUUGAGCCUAAAACUUAUAGCACCAGAGUGUACCCAAUUUCUCAAUUUACCCCUCUAUUUAGAGCUAGCCCACAGGAUUACUCUACCGAAAAGCCCACGAUACUUCAGAUUCUGUCACACAUCCCUGACGGCUCAGUUAAGUGGACGUUUACUGCUGGUUACUUUAAUAUGCUUCCUGAAAUCAAAAGCCUCCUUUUAGGGGCACCUUGCAAAGAAGGCAACGUAAUAACAGCUUCUCCGUUUGCGAAUGGCUUCUAUCAAUCUAAGGGUGUUUCAAAGUUCCUUCCGAGCGCCUAUCUACACCUUUCCGAAAAGUUUUUAUCUGAAGUGCGAAAUCGUGGAAAAGAGUCCCAGAUUAGCCUGAACGAGUGGAAGAAAGGAAUCGUCAAUACACCUGGUGGAUGGUCAUACCAUGCCAAAGGUAUUUGGCUCUCAGAUAAUAAUGAGAAAGAUCAAAGACCUGCGAUCACUAUAGUCGGUUCUUCUAAUUACACAAGGAGGGCAUAUUCUGUAGAUUUGGAAUCGAAUGUUGUGUUAGUUACUGAGGAUUCUGAUCUCAAAGACGAGAUGCAAGCUGAAAUUGAUCGCCUAAUGUUUCACACAGAGCCGGUGACCAUAGAGAACUUCAAAAAUGAGCCUCAAAGACAUGUGAGUUUGGGCAUCCAGGCCGCAACUAGAAUCAUAGGGAAAAAGCUUUAG